AUGGCUGCAAUGGACGCAAUGAGUAGUCAUGAUACUCAGGCGGGGGACCCUGGCGAUGAAGGGAAUCGGCUGAGUUUUUCGGAUAUGGAUAUGGAUAUGGACUGGCUCAGGUCGAUGAUACGAAUGGAUGAUCUCGAGUCCUUUAUCGCUUCGGGAGGCCUUGAUUUUGCUGACACUGUUCCUUCUACUUCAACGCAGGCUCCUGUGGAUGAUGCUGGAUUUUUGGACCCUCUAGACCACCACCUCGACCUCUCACAGAUUGGAUUCCCCCCAUCGACGAUCUCAGCGGAGGAUCUUCUGAUGCAGGUUGAUGGCGGAGCUUGGUUUCCGACAAACCCAGGGAAUGGGAUUACGCCGCGGAUAGAAGCCUAUGCAAAACUGGAGUUUCAUUAUGGACAAGAUUUUUAUCUGAGCGGGUUGAAUAUUGUUUUGGGCAGGCAGGACAAGGAGUCGAUUUCAUCCUUUUCUAAGAAGAAACGGAAAUCAGAGAAUCAUUUUGGAGAUAGUCUCCUUACGCUGGAUGAAGUUAAGGUUCCGUUGUUCCCGCCGCCGGAGAUAGAUAUCAGUUCGAUUUCAAGACGACAUUUACGGAUUCAAUACGAUUAUGAGACUUCAUCGUGGACGCUCACAUCACUUUGCGACACUGGGUUUAGGUUGGUGCGAGAUAAACAUAAAACCAGAGGGUACCCGAAUGGGAAAAGGGCUACACUGGAGAAUUCGGAUCUCAUCCAAUUUGGAAAUCUGGCUUUUACAUGGUUCUUACCCGACCAAGAUGAAUCGAAGUCUAAUGAGGUGGAAGAUGUUAAGAUGGAGGAUGUGGAUAUCCUUGGGGAAGGAGUGGUGCAGGAUAUCAGUGAUCUGGAUUCGGAUCAUGAUUCUGAUGAUGGAGAUGAUGAAGAUGAAGGAAGCGAUAUUGAUAGCCGGGAACAGAGUCAUGAUGUUGGAACGCCGACACCUAGACCUAAGGUUGAGGGCAUGGAUGAUUCGUCGCUCAUGCCUCCGCCGCCGACAAUCAAGAGAGGUCGCGGAAGACCACCGAAGAAUGGAAUUUCUGUCAGAGAGCAGAAACUACUUAAACGACAGGCGCAGGAAGAGUUCUUGGCUAACGGCGGUAAUGUUGCUGGUCUGGAUAUGACGAAGUAUGGAAGUUUACCGGUUGAUCAAUUAUUUGCGAGAGAAGGAGAGAAGAUGCAGAUGCAGAUGGUUAAGGAAGCUAAGCGGAAACAGAAGAUUGAAGAAAAAGAAGCGAAGAUUAGAGAGAAACAGGCGCAGAAGGAUCUCAAACCGGCGAAGAUACCGAAGGAGAGGAAACGGAAGAGGACGAAGUCUCCGCCGGCCCGUGAAGAAGACUAUACACCCGAGCAGCUGGCGAAACCACAGUUGCCGUAUACGGUUAUGAUUUAUGAUGCUAUCAAUAACUCUGAGAAGAAGGCUUUGACGUUACCGGAGAUUUAUAGGAGUUUGGAGAAUUCGUAUCCUUACUUUAAGGUUCGGGCGGAGACUACUGGGUGGCAAUCUUCUGUACGACAUAAUUUGAGGGGAUCUGGAGAAGGUGGUGGAUCGAGUUUGUUUAAGAGGGGGCCUAGGUCGGGUAAAGGGUAUAUAUGGGAACUGGUGGAAGGUGCCAAUAUCGAUAAGGAACGGAAGAAGAGGAAGCCGGUUACGGGAAGUCCGCAUCCGGCGCAGACAGCUAUUCAGUCUGCAGCUGGACAGAUGGUACCAUCGGGAAGCUGGGGGCAAGGAAGUACUGCUGCUACUGCUGCUGGGCAUUAUGGCCAUCCGAAUCAGUUUGCGCAGCAAUACCAGCCGGUUCAAGGUGGAAUUCAGGGAUAUGCGCAGACAACCUAUCAAGCUGCGCCUACGCCGUCUACGCCGGUUGUUAAUAGGGCGCCUUCUUCGAAUGGUGGAUCUGUUACACCGAGGGCGGCGGUUCAUAUUGUGGAUGGUGUGGUUUCUCAACACCGUCCUGCGCCGACGCCAGCGCUUACUCCGCCGACUUGGAAUCCAUCGCAACAACAGCAGCAGCAGCAACAACAACAGCAACAGCAACCGAAACCUGUUCAUACAGCUACCCAUACGACCCAAAUUCCUCAGCAGAUGCGAUCCGCCGUUUCUGUUCAAACUCAGGCACCUGUCCGACAAAUUGUUGCUCCGACAGCUCCUCAACCUCCAAAAGUUUCUAUACAUACCGUACCGAUGGCUCCUCAACCUGCUCAUGGAGUUCCUGCUAACCGUCCAGUUUCUGGCAUUACAACGGCUUCUACCGUUCCAAAACCUUCGACAUCGAUGGCUGUCGAUAGCAAGGCUAAAGACCUUCUGGACAACCCGAUUUUCCUCAACAUAAUGAAAGAGCAUAUUCGGAAGAACCCUACGAAUAACAUCAAUUCGCCAGAAGUACGUAGAGCGCUUUGGGCCGAGUUCAAGAAGACAAGCGGUUCUAAGGCUCCCUUGAUGAAGAGUGCGAUACCGAAGGCGCCGAUUCCGAAGCCUACUGUUACUGCUGGAGCUCCGGUUGUUGGACAAGUUACUGCCGCAGAUGCAGCGCAGUUGAGGACUGGAGUGGCGACGCAGCCUGUACGUAGUGUUAUCAGUGCUCAGUCUGCUGCUUCAGCUCCAAUUCCUGUCGCCAAACCCGUUCAACAAGUUCCGAUUGUACAGAGGGUUUCUACUCUUACUCAACAACAGCAUCAAUUGCAGCAUCAACAACAGCAACAGCAUCAACAGCAGCAGCAGCAGCAACCACAGCAAGCUACAACCGCUGCUACACCUGCAGCUGCUAAACCCGCGACUGCCAGCUCAUUACCUCAACGGACGAAUGCCCUCUUGACGGGUCUUAAGCUUGACGCGAAGAAGAGGCUGGAAUUCUUGCAAGUUCUGAAGAAUGCGAAGGAGAAGAAGGCUGCUGAAGCUAUGGGGCAAGCGAAGAGUGGGGCUGUUAAGAGGGUCGCGGAGGGAGUACCGGAAGGGAGCCCGGUUGUUAAAAGGAUGGUUGUUGAAGGGCAGCAAUAG
Orbilia oligospora ATCC 24927 is the source of this 3009-nucleotide messenger RNA. RefSeq lists its product as uncharacterized. Gene Ontology annotation, molecular function: sequence-specific DNA binding; protein binding; DNA-binding transcription factor activity. Gene Ontology annotation, cellular component: nucleus. The transcript has a single exon. Gene Ontology annotation, biological process: regulation of ribosomal protein gene transcription by RNA polymerase II. The record is from RefSeq and is a predicted model, not a curated record. Lineage: Eukaryota; Fungi; Ascomycota; Orbiliomycetes; Orbiliales; Orbiliaceae. The coding region runs from base 1 to 3009 and encodes 1002 amino acids.